GAAAGAAAGAAUCAAAACUUGUGACUUUGACACCGUUCCCUCGACCCCUGGCCUCCCCCGACGCCGAUAUUGACACACCUCGUCACCUUUGACUGCACCAACCUGGAUGUUACAACCCGCCCGGCGUUCAACUCGACUUCUCCCAACCUUACCUUGAUUGCUCUUCCUUGCUUCGACUCAAACCCUACCUUCUAGGUAGCCUCCUUCUAUUAUUCGCCUCAACUGCUUAAACCUCACAAAAGGCACUUGCACACAGCACUGCCGGUACUUUGGUCCAAGCUUCGGGUCUGGUCCGUCCGCUGGUCUUCUCAUAACAAGUUGCUCUCUUGCUCUUGCGAUACGGAUUCCCUUUCUGGUCUUAUUGUUUUGUUGAUUUUUGAUUAUCCGUACGGAGUUGACGGCUCCAUAAAGAGAAAGGACCAGCACUUGGGCCCACAACAGCGCAAACGCAACACGCACAUCCCCGGGCCCCCGGUCCCUCGAACCCCGAAUCGUCAAUCUCCACAACUACAACUUAGCCAGUCUACCCCGAAACUUCGACACCAUCAUUCACUUCAUUUCUUUUCUUCCCACCUUUCCAAACUGCCUCAUUCAACUGCCCUUGGCGUCUGUCAACACCUGAAAGACAACCCCGCCCCCAGCUUUCUUCAACACCUGCAUCACGUCAACAAGAUUGCAUCUCUGUCAUGCUCCUCGGCCUGCCAUAUUUGAGCCCCCACGAAACACAGACGUCGACGUCAACAUUGACCCCCCCGUUGACGACACGUGAAGACCAACCCACGCUCACCUUAUAGAGUGGGACCCCGCCGACCUGAUCACUGCUUUGGCACCCGAUCAUCAAUAUCCUCACCUGCCGCCAACAUGCCUCCGAGGAGAUCACACAAAAAGUCGAGAGCCGGCUGCAAGCGUUGCAAGUCGCGCAAGAUCAAGUGCGAUGAAGUUCACCCGAGGUGCGGCAACUGCCUCAAGCACGGCGUGCCGUGCGACUUCGAGAACCCCGAUAUGUUCGACGAACUCCUCACCGCCCUCACACCCUCGAAUACCCAAUCGUCACAGUCUCCCAUUGACAGAGCGUCAUCCACAGCACCAUCCCCAUCAGCACACCGGGCAAAGACGCCCUCUUUUUCUGGCUCACCACCUGCCAUGAACUGCUCACCGCUCUACACCACUCCUUCUACUGCUGCCGUAUCUGCUACAACGACACCCAAUAAUCGACUUCUCGAGUUACGGUUGAUGCACCAAUUCACUUCCAUGACCUCCCGUACGCUAGUGGUGAACACGCCCGCCACGCAGGAUAUCUGGACAAACACGGUUCCGAGGCUGGCCUUCGGCGGUGCCACCUACCUGGCGGAUGCUAUGCUUGCCGUGGCUGCAUUACACCUGCGCUCCUUCAAUCCGGACGACAGGGCACUCAUCAGAGCAUCUCAUUCGUACAUGGCAUCUUCGCUAGCGGCAUAUUGCACAACUUUGCAAAACGGCAUUACUGAGGCCAACGCCGAGUCUCUCUUCCUCACAGCAGCUCUGAUUGCUUUCCAGUCAACAGCUACACGAAUCUUUAUCCGCGACGAAGCCGACCCGAGCGACCCUUCAAGCGCCUAUUCUCUACCACUUUCUUGGUUCCACGCUUUCCAGGGUGUCAAAACGGUCGUGGCAACAUCCUGGCCUUGGAUUCGUAAUAGCGGCGUUGUCAUUCCCAUCAUCGACUCUCAACCCGUCCUCCAGCUGGAUCUCGAUGCGACCUCGCCCACCUCUUUCUUUGGAAAGUUGCUCGACAACUUGGACGAGGAGCUUCAAACCGAAGACACUCUUAUGGCUAUGUCAACUAGGCAAUCGUACCAGCAUGCUAUCGCCGUUCUCAACUGGGCACACAAAUUGCCUCAUCGCGGCGCCGCCCUCGCUUUUCCCGCCACCGUGUCAAAGCGCUUUAUUGAAUUGCUAGAAGAGCGUCGACCUCGCGCCCUGACGAUUCUUGCUUGCUUCUUCGCGCUGCUGAAAGGAUUCGAGUCAGCAGUUUGGUGGCUAGAUGGUGUUGCUCGGAGAGAAGUCAUGGGUAUUGUCUCCCAGUUUGAAGCCACAAGUCCCUGGUGGGAGCACCUUGAGUGGCCCGUGCGGAUUGCUCUCUACAAGAACACCAUCAUUCCACCAGAAGUCUGGGGUUCAGACUGGGUUACCGAGGAAAGCAAGGCGGAAAAGGGCCACAACAUGACUGCCGAGUCCUUUGUGAACCACAUCGAAAUCCUGACUGGUGUUUUUCAAAAAGCACAGCAGAUCCCGGUGACAGGCAUCACGAUCCCGGCGAACGCGGUGUAAGCGCAACAGCUGGCUAUUACGCAGACACACUCGACGUAUGGGAUUACGCAAACUCCAGAUUGGCGAAUGCUUAGAUCGGCCGAUCUUGACGGCAUGAGAAUUUCACAUAAGAAUGGAAUGGUAGGAGUCACGGAUAUUAGGAGUUUCAUGUGGCAAGGCUGCGGCUGGGUAACCUCUGGACAGAAGGCAUUACGCAUGGACGGGUCACUUUUGUUUCGACCUUACCUCUCUCCUUGCGGCCCACACGCCGUUCAGAGGAAAGGGCGAGACGGGGAUUUAUCAUCAUUAUAACACAUAUGGGUAAGGAAAUUAUGAGGGACUAUGGUUGAGCAUUUUCGCGGAAAUGGAUGGUUACGGUGUUUCUCGGGUAUCAUAUAACGGCUGAUAGCGGGGUUCUACAGCCAGGACAGCUCAGGCAGAGCAUAUUUUUGACACAUUUCC
Molecule: messenger RNA, 2751 nt
Organism: Colletotrichum scovillei
Lineage: Eukaryota; Fungi; Ascomycota; Sordariomycetes; Glomerellales; Glomerellaceae
Exons: 2
Coding region: 862-2310 (482 amino acids)
Biological process (GO): regulation of transcription by RNA polymerase II
Molecular function (GO): zinc ion binding; DNA-binding transcription factor activity, RNA polymerase II-specific
Source: RefSeq, a predicted model, not a curated record